AUGAAACGACACGGGAAUCACAGAAACACACAAUUUCAACACCACAACACCCAAUUAACACGAAAUAACACUCAAACCACAAGAACAACUCAAGAAGAAUCAUCAAAUAAAACCAAAUCUAGGAAAUUCCGAACCUACAGUCAUGCACUCACCUUGAUUUGGCUAGAAACAUGGAAAGGAAGGAGAGACAACGACGAGAUCGACGAACAGCACAGAGAAACGCCUCCAGAAGCUCGGAUUCACCACGAAAUCGCCCAGAAAACUCAACUUCUCUCCUCUUCUCAAGAACCAGCCGCAAAGCGACCACAAGGAACAGCUGCGGCUCUUUUAUUCGCGACCUAG
This is a messenger RNA of Microthlaspi erraticum, 342 nucleotides long. Lineage: Eukaryota; Viridiplantae; Streptophyta; Magnoliopsida; Brassicales; Brassicaceae. The record is from the annotation of a GenBank genome assembly.